This is a messenger RNA of Varanus komodoensis (Komodo dragon), 1746 nucleotides long. RefSeq names its product cystinosin, lysosomal cystine transporter (gene CTNS). The transcript is spliced from 11 exons. The coding region runs from base 314 to 1426 and encodes 370 amino acids. Gene Ontology annotation, biological process: L-cystine transport. NCBI's taxonomy places the organism in Eukaryota, Metazoa, Chordata, Lepidosauria, Squamata, Varanidae. The record is from RefSeq and is a predicted model, not a curated record. Gene Ontology annotation, cellular component: lysosomal membrane. Gene Ontology annotation, molecular function: L-cystine transmembrane transporter activity.
CGAGCUCUCUUGCAAAGCUCCGCAGCGGCCUUGAGGUUGCCCGAAGGGCCCGUAAAGCUACCGGCGAGCCCGGGAGGGACAAUAACCGCAAAAGGUCCCACCAGCCGGGGCAAGGAAUCCCGGCGGAUGCCGGCCAAGGCCCGCCACGCCCAAGAUGGGCGCUACGGCAAGCGAAGGGGGAAGUGAGCGCAGCUUCUGUUUGUGAGACCGGGCGUCUCCGCGGAAGGUCUGUGCGGCUUGGGAACGGGAGUGGGUCUCGCAGGCGAAGCCUGGAAGAGUGGACGGUGCUGCUCGCCCCGCUGGGCUGUUUCACAUGAUGGAGAAUAGACACCUCUUCUUCCUCCCUCUGCUGUGUUUCUCUCUCGUGUGGUUAGUGGCCUGCGAUGUGGAACCCACCGUCUUUGUUCCUGAAGAAGUUUGUUUGGAAAAUGGCAGUUUGAAGAACAUCUCGGUGACAUUAAGCGCCCCGGCCAACACGACCCUGAGGAUCACGUUUGCCGUGACGUAUUCAUCCAAGGUGAACAGCACCAUCGUCGAACUGCCCGACCAGGUAAUAGUAUCAGCUGGCAAAAAGGAGGCAAGUUUCCAAGUCAGAGCAAAAGCCGUCGGGCAGAUGACUGUAUUUCUUCACAACAACGCAUCCAACCGAACUGGGCCGAGGAUCCGGUUUCUCGUCAUUCACAGCAACGUAGUGAGGAUCAUAGACCAGGUGAUUGGGUGGAUCUACUUCCUGGCCUGGUCGAUCUCUUUCUACCCUCAGGUCUUUGAGAACUGGAGACGGAACAGCGUCGUGGGGCUCAGCUUUGACUUCAUUGCUUUGAACCUCACUGGCUUCAUCGCCUACAGCGUGUUCAAUGUCGGGCUGUUCUGGAUCAGUGCCGUGAAAGAGCAGUUCUUGCAAAUGUACCCCAACGGAGUGAACCCGGUGGACAGCAACGACGUCUUCUUCAGUCUCCAUGCAGUCGCCGUGACGCUGAUCAUCAUCUUCCAGUGCUUAAUCUAUGAGAAGGCGAACCAGAAAGUCUCUUGGGUCGCCAUUGGGCUGCUGGUGGUUGCCUGGGUCUUCGUCUUCACCACCCUGACGGUGGCUGCUGUGGGAGCGAUCACGUGGCUGCAGUUCUUGUUUUAUUUCUCCUACAUCAAGCUGGGGGUGACGCUGGUCAAAUACUUCCCCCAGGCAUACAUGAACUUCCGCCGGAAGAGCACGGUAGGAUGGAGCAUUGGCAACGUCCUGCUGGAUUUCACGGGCGGUGCCUUCAGCCUCCUCCAGAUGUUCCUGCAGUCAUACAACAACGAUGCUUGGAAGCUCCUCUUUGGGGAUCCCACGAAGUUUGGCCUCGGCCUGUUCUCCAUCAUCUUUGACGUCGUGUUCAUUGUCCAGCAUUACUGCUUGUAUCGCGCUCAAGAAUACCAGCCAUUUGAAUGAGCACGCUCCCUGGAAGGAAUCGCCAGUUGCACUUCCUGGGGCGGACAGUGCAGGACACACGCCGUGUUUGCUGUGGCACCGUCUUGGCCUUGGGCAUCCCGAGUGGACUGCAAAACCCUGUUUACUUCCCAUAUUUCACUCUGGUGCCUUAGUAUCUUCCAGACCUGCUGUUUAUGGCACAGCCAGCCUCUCCCAGGCUGUUUGGCUACACAAGGCUGCCGCAGCAACGGUGGAUGUCUCGGCUGAUGGUUGCGUGCGGGAGAGACUGGGUCACAAAAUACCAACCAGUUUCCAGAUAAAACGGAUGAUUUGUGAGCCAA